Molecule: messenger RNA, 2148 nt
Organism: Symbiodinium sp. CCMP2456
Lineage: Eukaryota; Dinophyceae; Suessiales; Symbiodiniaceae
Source: the annotation of a GenBank genome assembly
AUGAAGUCAGAGCCUUUGCUUCCGGUCCUCCAACCGCCCAAAGAAAGCCUCGGCAUCUGGACGACGGAAUGUCGAAGCUUUACCAGGCGAUCCGACUGGCUGGCCAUCUUCUUGGGACCCGCAAUCUCUGUGCCUUUUGCUACCUGCUAUGCAGCGUUGGUCUGCAACGACGUUUCCAUGCAGGCGAAUUUUCCAGUCGUAUUGCAGCAGGUGAUGUGGACACAAAUGAUCGGAUCCAUCAUUGCACUCGUCAUUGGACAGUUCGUGACCACAACGAACUUGGAUCCACUGACUGCCAUCCUGUUUGGCCAGUUGGCCCGAAAGGUGGCCCGUUUCAAAACCGGAGAAGGAAGCCAGGAGAUGAUCCUCUGCAGCAUGAUGCUCCUUAUGCCGGUGAUCUCAUUUUGCCUGGGCAUCGUGUUGUACUUUGUGGGCAAGCUGAAGCUCGCCAUGAUGCUACGCUUCAUCCCCUACACAGUGGUCGGCGGGUUCUUGGCCGGUAGCGGCAUCUUGAUUCUGCAGGAGUCGCUGGCACUGGCCGGCGGCGAAGACCUAGGUGCCCUGAUCCGCCGUUCCUUCGCCAGCCCGAGCGAGGUAGCAGGGCCCUGGGCCCAGAUCGCCCUUUCCAUCGCUUUUUCUUCAGUCCUGGAGCAUGUAAGGGAAUGGCAUAUCUUCAGUACUCCUCUGGUCAUCGCCACGGCGGUGGGCUUGAGUGUCUUGGUCCAGCACACCUCGGGGGGCGCCUGGCCACCCAGGUCCUGGUUCUUGGAGUUCCCGGAUCCUGUUAGAUGGUGGGAGCCAUUCGAGCGACUUCGGGAUGGUUUCCACCAGAGCUAUUCAGCCUCCGGGCUGGCGGACCUCGAAUUCCUCGGCGGCUUCGUUGUGAUCAUGACGGUCUCCUGGAGCAUCAACACCUUAGCAGUGGCCAAGCUGGUUCCCUUGCGGCCAGGGUUGCAGCGCUGUGACGAACAGGAGGAGAUACGCACCCUGGGCCUGACAAACGUGCUGCUGGGCUCGAUGGGCGGCCUCUGCUCGAUGCAGUCCUUCAAGAUCCCGAUGAUGAUGCGGGGAGUCAAGUCGGGGCCCUCGUGGCCCUACUUCAACGUGGUUGUCAAUGUCCUGCUUUUUGCCGCUUCUCCGAGAAGCAUUGUCCAGACCGUGCCACGCUUCCUCUUUGCAGGCACGGUGGUGCGCCUGUCGUGCGACCUUAUCGGCGAAUGGCUUCUAGAGGCCAGGCGGCGUGUCGCAUGGGAGGAGUGGCUUGUUCUGGUCGCCACUGCGAUUGUGGUGGUAAUCAAUGUCACCCUGGGCAUCCUCUUUGGCCUCUUCUGCACUUUAGCGUGGUUUGCCAUCGAGUAUUCCGGCGUGGCGGGCAUCACUAACGAGAGCACCCUGAGUCAGAGCCGCUCAAGGGUGGAGAGAAGCGACGAGGAGCAUGCGAUGCUCAAGGAGAAGGGUGAUGGAACACUGGUGCUUUGGCUCAGCGGCUACCUCUUCUUCGGUUCCGCAUGCCAGGUCAUUGACGAAGUUCGGUGUAAAGUUCACGAAAGCGAAGUGUCCGUCGUGAUCCUCGACUUCUCCCACGUGCCGGCCAUCGAUGCCAGCGGCGUCUACGCCAUGGUGGACCUGGUGCAGGAGCUCCAGGAACCAAGACCGGUUCGACUGGCCUUCUGCGGCUUGGUACGCCGUUUGAAGAAUGCCCUGCAAUGUGCAGCGGAGCACGAGCAGGUGCCAGAGCUGGAAAUCUUCCACGAUCUGGAUAAGGCACUGCAAUCUUACGAGGACAAGAUCCUGCAGAACAUUCCCAGGAGCCAGGCGAGAAAGAGGCCACAGGCGUCGUUGGGUGUGUCGAAGAUCGACUCGCUCAACUGCAUCACCGAGCUAGAUCUCGCCCAGCCUCGCUUCGCCCGGGAGUGCAGCAAUGAGCCGGACGGCGGUGUCUGGCGCCACUUGCUCCAGAAGGAACUGCCGGUGCUUGAUCCAGAUCAUAUCUCCGUGCAGCUUCUGCGGGAGCUGGCGGGCGCACCACGGCUGAAGGCACCGGGCCUGCAAUUAGAGCACACUCAAAACGGUCUGUUCAACUCUUCAACACUGCAGAAGGAGUUGACAGCCGAGAUUGUGCCAGCGAUCAAAGUGCCACUGAAAUGA